UCGAACUCUGUGAAAUCAACGAACAUAAUGAAAAUCACAAUAAUAAUAUUGAGAAGAAAUUUAGCAAGUCAACAUGUGAUGUUAAUUAUGAAAAUUAAUGAGGAGAUUACAUUCGAAAUAUUGUUAUUCGAGAUAUGUGGAAGUGAGAAUUCGAGUGCAUUGUGAGAAUUUGAUAUUUUUUCUCUGAAUGCAACUUGCUGUACGUGUAAGAAUGCAUUUGUAUGUCAAGGAUGUGACAAGCGGGAAAAUGCACUAUCUCUCACUCACCCUAAAACAAAGAGAGAGGAACGAAUGAGUAUAUAAGCGGCGGUCAAUGGAUUUGCCAGCUUCACUUGACCACUAGUCACGUUUCACACAUAUCCUCACUAUCAUCAUGGAGUCCACACGAGAGCAGUACAUCCUUCCGGAUACACCACCUCAACAAGAACCAUCAUUCCCAUCUUACUGGGCAGUGCAAGCUGCGCGGAAGAAGAAGAUUCCUUCUACCAGCGCUGCACCCCCUGCUGCUGCUGCUGCUGUCGCAUCUGACCCCGAGGACUCGCCCCUGAAGAGACGUGGAGUCUUCGUGGAGAGGAGGAUGAGCGGCGAUGAGCUCAUUAUACCAGACACACCACCAUCUCAUCUAGGAUGGGCGCCGAAGCGAGUGCCGCUAACAACAAUUACCAGCAACAGACAGCAGGGGAAGAGAAAACUGCAAUUUCUCGAGGAUGAGGACGAAACCAACUUCGUACCCCCAAAGAAACAUAUGUCUGAGAACACCUCCAUGGCUCCGCUACUGGAGGAGGCAUCCGCACGGGAUGAUGAUGAUGAUGAGGACUUCAUCACACUAAUCAAUAAACCUACACCAAAACCGUGGGUACCUCUCCGUGAGCUGGCGGAGGAUGUUCCACAUGGUAUAAUCGCAGUACGGGAGGAAACGAACCAUCACGGUAGAAGAAUUAUUUUAAAAAUUAAUAUUGCAUCUACGAAGAAAAUCUCUGAGGUAUACCUGCCUCAGAGAUUUUCUUCAAUAAUUUCACCUGCUAAAGUUGUAAAAUUCAAUUCUAACUGUAAAAAUUUAGGAAUAGUAGUGAAGCAUAUAACCGCUACAUGGAGCGAUAUUAAGAUUGUUAAAAUUUAACAAUCUUAUUCUCAUAGCAUGUAGUGGUUAUAUGUUUCACAAGUAGUAUAUAAUGUAAAUAUUGUAGUGUUUGAUAAUAAAUUGUAAUAUUGUUUUUAAAAAAUUGUUCUUAAUUCUCACCUGUUUGUUGUGUCAAAGAAGAAGAUGUAGAAUAGUUCACGCAAGAAUAGAUCCACUUGUAACUGAACACUCAAUGAAUGUAGAAUAGUACAGUCAAUGAGUGUUCGCUCACAAGAGAAGCUAUUUUAUAGUUGCUGCUGCUGCGCACACGCGCAUGCCAGUCUUGACCUUGUUGCGAGAUUCUCCUCCUUCUGUUUUGCGCUAUACACUCACUAUAGGUAUAACAAUCUAUUUUUAUCAGUAUGCUUACAACACUUGAAUGGAGAAGUUGUGCAAUGAAGAUAAUCGUAUGGAGAGUUUUAUUUGUUCUUCUCUUUAUAAUAUGUUGUGUGAAUAUGCUA
Molecule: messenger RNA, 1581 nt
Organism: Nilaparvata lugens (brown planthopper)
Lineage: Eukaryota; Metazoa; Arthropoda; Insecta; Hemiptera; Delphacidae
Exons: 2
Coding region: 374-1120 (248 amino acids)
Source: RefSeq, a predicted model, not a curated record